UAUGCUCGCUACCUGUGAGCAUUUGUGAGUCGGUGAGCUUUGAGCGGGCUAUUUCCGGGCGAAUAAUACACAUCUACAGAGACAAAAACGGAUGUUAUAGUUGGUUUCGGGUUGUAUUAGUGUGUGAUUUUUGAAUUGUUUUAGUUUUUUCUUCGGAGUUUUUUUUCUAUUUUUGCCUGGCUGUGAUAUCGGACUGAAAAGUACUGGGUAAAGUGUUUGAAGUUGGUGAGGAAGUUUAGGUUUGAUCUCUUGAAAAAAAGAUUAACCUAACAUUAAUACCCGUUCUUUAAAUGGGCUUGAACAAACAUUCAAAUUCACCCAUCGCGCCUGCUAGACUUAUGAAUUUUUGAAACUUUUCAAAGGAAAAUGUUAAUUUCGAACGGCACUACACUGGCGACGGGAAACGAUUUUUCCAGCGUUGCCACGUUGUCCGGUUGCUGUCCAGUGGCGCCCAAUCGUGCGGGCAUCGUCAACUGGAAAAUGGACCCUGUGGGAUUGCCUGUGCCCAACACCGCACCCAGUGUGUUGAGUUCUGGAGUGGCUCUCAGUCCAACAGUAGCUACAUCUGCUUCACUUCCCAGCCAAAACCCAGUGUCCACACCCACAGGACCAUCAGUCUCAUCUUCAAUUCAGUCAUCUCUAGGCCCAGCAGCUUUAAGAGAGCUUUAUGCUGGAGCCAGUGUCCCUCCCGGACAUCCACUAGCCUCUUUGGUGUCACAACAGAGGUUUUUGGAAUUGUCCAGGUUCGGGCUGAGGCACUACGACUUGGCUCAGCAUAUGCUGACGCAGCAAGGAGCUGUGACGAAAUUAUUAGGAACCUUAAGACCGCCAGGCCUGAUAGGAGGGAGCAAACCAAAGGUAGCAACACCAGCUGUA
Molecule: messenger RNA, 876 nt
Organism: Sitophilus oryzae (rice weevil)
Lineage: Eukaryota; Metazoa; Arthropoda; Insecta; Coleoptera; Curculionidae
Gene: Eyg
Product: paired box protein Pax-6-like
Biological process (GO): anatomical structure development; regulation of transcription by RNA polymerase II
Molecular function (GO): RNA polymerase II cis-regulatory region sequence-specific DNA binding; DNA-binding transcription factor activity, RNA polymerase II-specific
Source: RefSeq, a predicted model, not a curated record